This is a messenger RNA of Gossypium arboreum, 1591 nucleotides long. Its product is annotated as COP9 signalosome complex subunit 4-like. The coding region runs from base 196 to 1389 and encodes 397 amino acids. Gene Ontology annotation, cellular component: cytosol; COP9 signalosome. Lineage: Eukaryota; Viridiplantae; Streptophyta; Magnoliopsida; Malvales; Malvaceae. The transcript is spliced from 14 exons. The record is from RefSeq and is a predicted model, not a curated record.
AAUAUAAUUUUAAAUGAAAUUUAGGGAGAGUUAGUGCAGUUUACCCGAUUAAAAACCUCAGAGACUCGGUUGCAGAAACCAUAAAUCAAAAUAAAACCGCCAUAAACAGCAAAGCAUCGAUUUUCUUAAUCUCUCUGUUCUCAGAAAAACUAAAAAGAAAAGAAUUUAGGGCUUAGGGUUUCUAAUUUUUAGACAAUGAAGAGUGCAUUAGCAAACGCCUUGGCGGUCGUAGACCAGAGGCAAAAAAUCGAGCAAUACAAACACAUUUUAUCAACUGUUUUCUCGUCAAACGACAUAGUUCAAGCCAAGAAAUUCAUUGAUCAUAUGUUAUCGGACGAUGUCCCGCUGAUGGUUUCGAGGCAGCUUUUACAAACUUUCGCACAUGAAUUAGAGAGACUGAAGCCAGAUGCUCAAAAGGAAAUUUCCCAUUAUACACUUGAUCAGAUUCAGCCUCGUGUCGUUUCAUUCGAAGAACAGGUAUUGUUUAUUAGAGAGAAACUUGCUGAGUUGUAUGAAUCUGAGCAGCAGUGCUCAAAAGCAGCGCAGAUACUAAGUGGGAUUGAUUUAGAUUCUGGAAUGAGGGUUAUUGAUGACACAUUCAGAUUGUCAAAAUGUGUUCAAAUUGCUCGUCUAUAUCUUGAGGAUGAUGAUGCUGUUAAUGCAGAAGCUUUUAUUAAUAAAGCUUCAUUCUUGAUUAGCAACAGUCAGCAUGAAGUAUUGAUUUUACAGUACAAGGUCUGCUAUGCAAGGAUUUUGGAUAUGAAGAGGAAGUUCUUGGAAGCAGCACUGCGGUACUAUGACAUCUCUCAAAUUGAGAAGCGGCAAAUAGGAGAUGAGAUAAUUGAUGAGGAUGCACUGGAGCAAGCUCUGUCUGCUGCUGUAACAUGUACAAUUUUAGCAGCUGCUGGUCCUCAACGCUCUCGUGUGCUUGCCACCCUUUACAAAGAUGAACGAUGUUCCAAGCUAAAGAUAUAUCCGAUAUUACAAAAGGUUUAUUUGGAGAGGAUUUUAAGAAAACCUGAAAUUGAUGCAUUCGCUGAAGAACUUAAACCCCAUGAGAAAGCAGUGCUUCCUGACAAUUUCACUGUGCUGGACCGUGCCAUGAUAGAGCAUAAUCUUCUGAGUGCAAGCAAACUUUACACAAAUAUAAGUUUUGAUGAGUUAGGUACUUUGCUGGGCAUUCCUCCUCAUAAGGCUGAAAAGAUAGCAUCAAGAAUGAUUUAUGAGGAUAGAAUGAGGGGCUCAAUAGACCAGGUGGAAGCGGUUAUACAUUUUGAAGAUGACACAGAGGAGCUGCAACAAUGGGAUCAACAAAUAGUUGGGGUAUGUCAAGCUCUGAAUGAUAUACUAGAUAGCAUGGCAAAGAAAGGCAUGGCAGUAGCUGUCUGAUCCAGUCAACUUUACCAAGAACAAAGAAACUUAGAAGAUGAUUGAUUCGGUCUUAAGCCAUAGCCCAACCGUCCAAGCGCCUCUGAUUUUAUUAUUUUACACCAUUUUUCGUUCUUGAGGUUCACCUUUAUGACAUAGAUUUUGCCUGUUAUUGACGCGUGAGAUUUUUUAUAUAAUCAAUCAAAGUUCCUAUAAUCGAUAA